GAAGGAGAGAGAGUCCUGAAGAAAGUCAAACUCCCAAACAGGAGCCCGAGAAGUAGAGAGCAUAGCAGAGGAUCAUCCGCCCAACAGCACACAACAGAUUUGCGGACAGCAGUGUCUCAGUGAAACCUGUGAAAACCUCCAGCUGUAACACGUGCCUGUGAGAAGAACUCGCGCUGGAUGUAACAGACACGCACCAGCAACUAUGUGCACGGGAACCGGGAAAGAGACGUACGGGUGUCAGCGCAACUUUAUCCUGCUCCUCUGGCUGAUCAUAGCCAACUGCGACGCAGAGAUUCUCUCAGACCCAAACGUGGUGGCCGCCUCCAACUGGAACAUGUCCAGCGGAGCUGAAAGAGGUCACUUCUUAAGGUUGGAUGCUCCCAUGAAUAACAUCACUACCUCUCAUGGUCAGAUGGCUGAGUUACAUUGCCAUGUUUCAGGGAACCCACCACCCAUUGUGCGCUGGCUAAAAAACGAUGCCCCUGUGGUCCAGGAACCGCGACGGAUCUCUUUGAGACCGACUUCGUACGGCUCACGUUUAAGAAUCCGAAACCUGGACACCACGGAUACCGGCUACUUUCAGUGUGUGGCUACCAACGCAUAUGGCACAGUAUCCACCACAGGAAUUUUGUUCGUCAAAUUUGAUCCGCAUCCCACCCCUCUGUCUGGAAGGCCCCCAAUAGAUGAGGCGGAUGAGGAUGGUUUCUGUCAACCUUACAGGGGCAUCGCUUGUGCCCGCUUCAUUGGAAACAGGAGUAUCUUUGUGGCCUCGCUGCAGAUGCAAGGCGAGAUCGAGACCCAAAUCACAGCUGCGUUCACCAUGAUCGGCACCUCUAACCACCUAUCGGAUCGCUGCUCCCAGUUCGCCAUCCCUUCCCUGUGCCACUUCGCCUUCCCGGCGUGCGAUCACAGCUCUGGCAUAGACAAACCGCGAGACUUGUGCAAGGAUGAGUGCGAGAUUUUGGAAAAUGACCUGUGCAAGACCGAGUACAUCAUUGCACGCUCCAACCCCCACAUCCUCAAACGCCUCAAACUGCCCAACUGUGAAGACCUGGCUCCUUCGGACAGCCCAGAGGCUGCCAACUGUAUGAGAAUAGGCAUCCCGAUUGCUGAAACCAUAAACAAAAGCCACAAAUGUUACAACAACAGCGGUUCGGACUACCGGGGCACAGCCAGCGUGACGAAAUCCGGUCGACAGUGUCAACCGUGGAAUUCACAGUAUCCUCACAGUCAUACCUUCCUGGCCAUGCGAUACCCAGAGCUGAACGGGGGACAUUCCUACUGUCGUAACCCUGGGAACAAGCACGACGCUCCCUGGUGCUUCACUCUGGAUGACAGUGUACGGAUGGAGCUCUGUGACAUUCCUCCAUGUGACUUGCCAAAGCAUGGCGGCAGCAGUAUGGGGAUCCUGUACAUCCUGGUACCGAGUGUGACUAUACCGCUGGCCAUCGCCCUGUUGUUCUUCUUCAUCUGUGUUUGCCGAAACAACCAGAAAGCUUCACGCUCGCCUGCUCCGCGGCAGCCCAAGCCGGUACGCGGCCAGAACGUGGCAAUGUCAAUGCUCACCGCCUACAAACCAAAGAGCAAAGCCAAAGAGCUUCCUCUAUCCGCUGUCCGCUUCAUGGAGGAGUUGGGUGAGAGUGCUUUUGGUAAGGUCUACAAAGGUCACCUGUACCUGCCAGGCAUGGAGCAUGCUCAGCUAGUGGCCAUAAAAACACUAAAAGACGUCUCGAACGCACAACAUUGGGGAGACUUCCAGCAGGAGGCAUCUGUCCUGUCAGAACUUCAUCAUCCCAAUGUGGUUUGUCUUCUGGGUGUCGUGACCCAGGAGCAGCCUGUCUGCAUGCUCUUCGAGUUCCUGGCCCAGGGCGACCUCCACGAGUUCCUCAUUAUGCGCUCGCCCCAUUCAGAUGUGGGCUGCAGUAGUGACGAAGAUGGCACCGUGAAGUCCAGUCUCGACCACGGAGACUUCUUGCACAUGGCCAUUCAGGUUGCUGCCGGGAUGGAGUAUCUCGCGAGCCAUUUCUUCGUCCACAAGGACCUAGCGGCAAGAAACAUCCUGGUUGGCGAGCAGCUUCACGUUAAGAUUUCUGACCUGGGAUUGUCCAGGGACACCUACACCUCGGAUUAUUACAGGGUCCAGCCCAAAACUCUGCUUCCCAUACGCUGGAUGUCACCAGAGGCCAUGGUUUAUGGGAAGUAUAGCACAGACUCGGACAUUUGGGCGUUUGGAGUGGUCCUGUGGGAGAUCUUCAGUUUCGGUCUGCAGCCCUAUUAUGGUUUCAGCAACCAGGAGGUGAUGGAAAUGGUGCGAAAGAGACAGCUGCUGCCCUGCCCGGAGGACUGCCCACCUCGCAUGUACACGUUGAUGACCGAGUGCUGGCAGGAGGGCCCCGCUCGCCGGCCACGAUUCAAAGACCUCCACGCCCGUCUGCGUGCCUGGGAGGGCCUGUCCUCCCACGCCAGCUCCAGCACUCCAUCCGGAGGGAACGCCACCACCCAAACUACCUCACUGAGCGCCAGCCCCGUCAGCAACCUUAGCAGCCCGCGCUACGCCGGAUAUAUCUAUGGAGCUCCGCAGAGUCUCCCACCCGGACAGAUUGCGGGCUUUAUGGCGGCGUCGAUGCCACAGAACCAGCAUUUUAUACCUGUGAACGGAUACCCCAUCCCUCCAGGCUACGCUGCUUUCCCCGCCGCUCAUUUCGCAGCUUCUCAAGGCCCUCCGCAGGUAGUGCAGCACUGCCCGCCGCCCAAGAGCAGGUCACCCAGCAGUGCCAGUGGCUCCACCAGUACAGGUCAUGUGACCAGCGUGCCUUCCACAGGCUCCAAUCAUGAUGCCAACACACCUUUACUCUCUCACUGUGUCACGCUGACACCCAUGACGGGCACGAUGCCUGUUUUUGGACAUAUGACGCAAAAGGGGUUGCAGAUAGACCCAUCGCAAGCGGCGCUACUUGCUGAAAAUAGCCGACUGUUGUACAGUGAAUCUAUUAUUACUGCCGAUUUGUGAAUACAUAUUUUCACUUGUAUAUUGAUAAUUAUUGAUAUUGUAAUGUUUUUUUAUCUUUGUAAAUAUAAAAUAGCCUCAACGAAAUGCGAAAGUUUAUAUUGUUAUGAUGCUUAAAUGUGUUUGAAAGAAAAGGACACUCGUCUCACCUCAUCUCUAGGACAGAUGAUAUUGAUACAAUGCAAAACCUGAAACGUUUUCUACAGUAACUUCAUGGCAGAAAAGCCUUAACAUUUUAAAAGAGACUAAAUUUCGACUUACAACACGGAGUUGUUUUAAAAUUACCAUGGGUUUGUCUAAACCAUCUGUCUUUAUUUUUACCUACUGAUGACUUGAAGGUUUUAAAAAAAAAAUCUCUUUUUUCCCUAUACAGAAUAUGUACUUGUACAUUGAUGGCAAUUAUAUUUUAAAGUAUUAAAUAUUUGCCAUUUUCAUAUGAUCACAAGUAUGAAUAAAAUUCUGCUAUAUACUCCUAGGGGAACCAUUUUUAGUGCUAAACAUCACCUAUGUAGAACCUGUGUACUAUUUAGCACCAAUUUAUAUACAUAUAUAUAUUGAGUAUAUAGCAAAAUUUCUAGAAUUUAUGGAAUAGGCUAUAAAUUGGCUAACUAUACAUCACCAGUGCCUUAACAUCAAAAUUAUGAGCAUGUGCCUGUAUGUUCACCAUAUGUGCCUCACAUUAUAUUCCAUUAAAUCAGACCUACAGUUUCAGUUUGUGCCUUAAAGGGAUAGUUCACCCAAAAAUGAAAAUUCUGUCAUCAUUUACUCACUCUCAUGUUGUUACAAACCUGUAUAAAUUUUGUUGU
This is a messenger RNA of Paramisgurnus dabryanus, 3813 nucleotides long. The record is from RefSeq and is a predicted model, not a curated record. Lineage: Eukaryota; Metazoa; Chordata; Actinopteri; Cypriniformes; Cobitidae.